AUGAAGGGCAAUGUCUGCGAGCUGCUCAACGCCUCUCAGCAGGCUCCAGGCGGCGGGGAGGGAGGGAGACCGUCGUGGCUGGCCUCUACACUAGCCUUCAUCCUCAUCUUUACCAUCUUGGUGGACAUCCUGGGCAACCUGCUGGUCAUCCUGUCUGUGUAUCGCAACAAGAAGCUCCGGAACUCAGGGAACAUAUUUGUGGUGAGUUUAGCUGUUGCAGACCUCUUGGUGGCUAUUUACCCCUAUCCCUUGGUGCUGACAUCUAUCCUCAACAAUGGAUGGAAUCUGGGAUAUCUGCACUGUCAAAUCAGUGCAUUUCUAAUGGGCUUGAGUGUCAUCGGCUCGGUGUUCAACAUCACCGGGAUUGCUAUGAACCGCUACUGCUACAUUUGCCACAGUCUCAAGUACGAUAAGAUAUACAGUAACAAGAACUCCCUCUGCUAUGUGCUCCUGAUUUGGAUGCUAACGCUUAUUGCUGUCAUGCCCAACCUGCAAACCGGAACUCUCCAGUACGACCCCCGGAUCUACUCCUGUACCUUCACCCAGUCUGUCAGCUCAGCAUACACGAUAGCCGUGGUGGUUUUUCAUUUCAUAGUGCCUAUGUUUAUUGUCAUCUUCUGCUACUUAAGGAUAUGGGUCCUGGUUCUUCAGGUCAGACGGAGGGUGAAACCUGACAACAAGCCCAAACUGAAGCCCCAGGACUUCAGGAACUUUGUCACCAUGUUUGUAGUUUUUGUACUUUUUGCCAUUUGCUGGGCCCCACUCAACUUCAUAGGCCUUAUUGUGGCCUCAGACCCCGCCGCCAUGGUCCCCAGGAUCCCAGAGUGGCUGUUCGUGGCUAGUUACUACCUGGCAUAUUUCAACAGCUGCCUCAACGCAAUUAUAUACGGACUACUGAACCAAAAUUUCAGAAAGGAAUACAAAAAGAUCAUCGUCUCAUUGUGCACAGCCAAGAUGUUCUUUGUGGACAGUUCAAAUGAUGAAGCAGAUAAGAUUAAAUGUAAGCCCUCUCCACUAAUAACCAAUAAUAAUUUAAUAAAGGUGGACUCUGUUUAA
Messenger RNA from Apodemus sylvaticus (European woodmouse), 1056 nucleotides. RefSeq names its product melatonin receptor 1A (gene Mtnr1a). Gene Ontology annotation, molecular function: melatonin receptor activity. The record is from RefSeq and is a predicted model, not a curated record. NCBI's taxonomy places the organism in Eukaryota, Metazoa, Chordata, Mammalia, Rodentia, Muridae. Gene Ontology annotation, biological process: G protein-coupled receptor signaling pathway. Gene Ontology annotation, cellular component: membrane. The transcript has 2 exons. Bases 1 to 1056 code for a protein of 351 amino acids.